AUGAAACUGAGUUUAAAUGGCUGUGAUGCAGACGCUCUCUACUACGUUCUGCUCGAUGUUGUACCUGUGGACAAUAAACGAUAUCGUUAUAUCUAUAACAAAUCGUCAUGGCUGACGGCCGGCAAAGCUGAACCGGCACCUCGUAAUCGUCUCUAUAUGCAUCCUGAUUCACCGUUCACUGGAGAACAGUUGCUGAAGCAAGUGAUAUCAUUCGAGAAAGCCAAACUCACGAACAAUGAAGUCGACAAAACUGGCCAUUUGAUUUUGAACUCAAUGCACAAAUACCAGCCUCGGAUUCACAUCGUGAGAAGGCCACGAGAGUAUCCUAUCGAACAGACUCACUCAAUUGAUUUGCACAAUGAACACUACAAAACAUUUCAAUUCACCGAAACACAAUUCAUGGCCGUCACAGCCUAUCAGAAUCAGUUGAUUACAAAACUGAAAAUUGAAAAAAAUCCAUUCGCAAAAGGAUUCCGAGAUCCAAGCGGUCGAUCGCCUGAGUAUGAUAUCGAUCCAAGACCUGACAAUGGUUCACUGCUGCUACCAUCACUGUAUUCGCCAGCAAUACUGCAACAAGCGUUGUUCAAUCAAUAUUGGAUUGGCAAAAUCCGACCGAGGAUCACAUUUCCAUCUCAAAUACUCUCACAAAUGUUCCUCACAAACAUGAAUUCAGUUCCUGCCUUCUCCAAUAUAUCGCCACCGACAUCGUUACCAAUGAUGCCACGACUGCUCGAUGCGAAUAUGCCAUCAAUGGAUAACGAUCAACAAAUUAUUUCCUUAAGAGAUUCUGCUUCAAAAACGUACUAG
Messenger RNA from Anisakis simplex (herring worm), 807 nucleotides. NCBI's taxonomy places the organism in Eukaryota, Metazoa, Nematoda, Chromadorea, Rhabditida, Anisakidae. The record is from the annotation of a GenBank genome assembly.